AUGCCGCUUUCUAUCUUUGUGCGGUUGAAUUUAGCUCCAUUAAAGAAGUCGACGGCGAGGUUUGCCUUAGCCGAUAAAAGUGUGAUCACGGUAACAGGAAUAGCCGAAGAUGUACUUGUGGCGAUCGAGGAUUUUGUUUUUCCGAUUGACUUUUACAUCCUUGAAAUGCCUCCAACAGAAAAUAGAAGCUCAUCCUCCGUUCUACUUGGUAGACCCUUCCUUAAGACCUCUAAAUUCAAGUUAGAUGCCUUCACCGGCACAUAUUCCUUUGAAGCUGGAGAUAAGACUAUCAAGUUCAAUUUAGAAGAAGCCAUGAAGCAUCCUCCCGAAGAGCAUUUCGUUCUUCGAUGUGAUGUAAUCGAUGAAGUGGUAGCGAAAGUGCGAGAAGAAGACCAUAACAAGUUGUGCUACCAUAUUGUUGAAGAGACGGAUGACCAAGAGGGUGAACAUGAGAAAGUUGUUGAGAAUGAACUGCGUGAGCUUGACGAAAAGGAACCUCAGCUUGAGGGAAAGAGUGAAUUGAAGCCUCUUCCAUCUCAUUUGAAGUAUGCUUUCUUAGAGGACAACCAAAAGUUUCCGGUCAAUAUUGGUAGUGAGCUUUCUAGUGAAGAAGAAGAAAAGCUCCUAGAUGUUCUUAGAAAGUACAAGAAGGCAAUUGGUUGGAGCCUAGCCGAUAUUGUGGGGAUUGACCCUCGCAAGUGCAUGCAUCGUAUAUUUCUCCAAGAGGGAGCUAGGCCGGUUAGGCAACCGCAAAGGAGGCUCAACCCGACCAUCCUCGAUGUGGUAAAGAAGGAGAUCACUAGGCUACUUGAUGCGGGUAUCAUAUACCCGAUUUCUGACAGUGAGUGGGUGAGCCCGGUCCAGGUUGUUCCCAAGAAAUCAGGCAUCACUGCGAUUAAAAACGAUGAUGGUGAAGUGUUCACCAAGUUGAAUGCCGCUACAAGGAAGGACCACUACCCUUUGCCCUUUAUCGAUCAGAUGUUGGACCAUUUGGCGGGUAAAUCCCAUUAUUGCUUUCUUGAUGGAUUCACUGGUUACUUCCAAAUUCACAUUGCUCCUGAAGAUCAGGAAAAGACCACAUUCACUUGCCCUUUUGGCACCUUUGCCUAUAAAAGGAUGCCAUUUGGACUAUGUAAUACACCUGCUACUUUUCAGCGGUGCAUGACCCGUGUCUUUUCUGAUCUAAUGGAGAGUUGUCUAGAAGUCUUUUUGGAUGACUUCAGUGUUUAUGGAACUUCAUUUGAUUGUUGCUUAGAGAAAUUGGCCAAGGUCCGCUUGUUUUUAGGACAUGCAGGAUUCUAUAGGCGCUUUAUCAAAGAUUUCAGCAAGAUUGCUGUGCCAUUGUCGCGCCUGCUCCAAAAAGAUGUGGACAUUGAGUUUGACAGUGAAUGUAUGAAAGCUUUUGAAGAGCUAAGGAGAGUUCUUACCACAGCACCGAUUGUGCGAGGCCCCAACUGGACGUUGCCAUUUGAGAUAAUGUGCGAUGCGUCAAACCAUGCUAUAAGUGUCGUGCUUGCACAGCGCGAUGGUAAACUCCCUUAUGUCAUUGCAUACUCUUCUAAAACACUUGAUACAACACAAUCCAACUAUACCACUACUGAAAAGGAACUCCUAGCUAUCAUUCAUGCUUUAGAUAAAUUCAGAUCUUAUUUGCCAGGUUCAAAGAUAGCGGUAUACACAGAUCAUGCAGCUUUGAAAUACUUAUUGUUAAAGAAUGAGUCAAAACCUAGACUCAUACGUUGGAUCUUGCUUUUGCAAGAAUUCGACAUUGAGAUUAGGGACCGGAGUGGAUCUCAAAACUUGGUUACAUAUCAUUUAAGUCGCCUUGGGAAUUUAAAAUCUGAUCCAUUUCCGAUCAAUGACUCAUUCCCAUUGGAUAGUUUGCAUGCUGUGUCGGAUAGCUUUCCAUGGUUUGCCCCAAUGGCGAACUACUUGGUAGCGAAACUCUUUCCUCCCAACUUUUCUAAACACCAAAGGGAUAAGUUGAGGAAUGAUUCCAAAUACUACGUUUGGGAUGACCCUCACUUGUGGAAGAGGGGAGUGGACCAAUGUCAGAAGUCGGGAAACAUGUCCCAAAGGGACGAGAUGCCUCAACAACCUAUGCUGUUCUGUGAGAUAUUUGAUGUAUGGGGUAUUGACUUUAUGGGACCGUUUCCCAACUCCAGUGGGUAUCUGUAUAUUCUGUUAGCGGUUGACUACGUGUCAAAGUGGGUGGAAGCAAUACCUACUCGCCUUGACGACGCCAAUACCGUCGUUUCUUUUAUUAAGAAUAACAUUGUAUGCCGUUAUGGGUCGCCACGAGCAAUCGUGAGCGACCAAGGAUCCCACUUUUGUAAUAGGAAGGUAGAGGCUUUUUUAAAGCGCUAUGGGGUAGUGCAUAAGGUUGCCACUGCUUAUCAUCUGCAAACUAACGGACAAACGGAAGUGUCCAACCGGGAGAUUAAGAGAAUCUUGGAGAAAGUGGUCAAUCCACAAAGGAAGGAUUGGCGCCUCCAGUUAGGAGAUGCACUAUGUGCGUAUAUAACGGCCUAA
Arachis stenosperma is the source of this 2532-nucleotide messenger RNA. RefSeq lists its product as uncharacterized. The transcript has 4 exons. The record is from RefSeq and is a predicted model, not a curated record. Gene Ontology annotation, molecular function: nucleic acid binding. Gene Ontology annotation, biological process: DNA integration. NCBI's taxonomy places the organism in Eukaryota, Viridiplantae, Streptophyta, Magnoliopsida, Fabales, Fabaceae. The coding region runs from base 1 to 2532 and encodes 843 amino acids.